UCCUCUCUUGCUUCUCAAACUCUCUCACUUUCAACACAGCCUCUUUCUCUUUUUCAAUAUACACUCUGUUUAGUGUUUGAUAAAGGUGGUUCUCACAUAUAUCUUUCUGCUUGAUCUUCUUCUUCUUCUUCUUCUUCUUCUGUUUCUCUCCAACAAAAGCAGAACAAACAAACAUGGUGGUAGCCUCUCCAAACCCGAUUCGAAACGAGAAGAUCCAGGUCCUCGAUCUCCCCGUCAUCGACCUCUCCGCCCCUCGCUCAGUGGUCUCGAAGCUCAUUGUGAAGGCCUGUGAAGACUAUGGUUUCUUCAAGGUGAUAAACCACGGCAUCCCCGAAGAAGUCAUAUCGAGAAUGGAGGGAGAGAGCCUCACCUUCUUCUCAAAAACGGUGUCGGAGAAGCAACGUGCCGGGCCGGCCAACCCAUUCGGCUACGGAUGCAAGAACAUAGGCCACAAUGGCGACAUGGGUGAGGUUGAGUACCUUUUGUUCAACACAGAUAAAGCCUCCAUUGCUCAAAGGUCCAAAACCAUCUCAAAUGAACCAACCAAAUUCAGCGCUGCAGUGAGUGAUUACAUUGAGGCAGUUAGUGAUUUGGCAUGUGAGCUUUUGGAGGGGAUCGCCGAGGGACUGUGGGUCCCGGACACGUCGGUGUUCAGCAGGCUCAUCAGGGACGUCGAGAGCGACUCUGUUUUCAGGCUCAAUUACUACCCGGCCACGUCAUCGUCGCCAACCUCCAAGGUCGGCUUCGGGGAGCACACUGACCCUCAAAUUCUGACUCUGCUCCGAUCCAACGACGUCGGAGGCCUCCAAAUCUCACCGCAGGAUGGUGUAUGGGUCCCGGUGCCGUCCGACCCCGCUGCCUUCUGGGUUAAUGUGGGUGACGUGCUGCAGGCAAUGACAAAUGAAAGAUUUGUGAGCGUAAAACACAGAGCCUUAACCAACUCCUUCAAGUCAAGAAUGUCAAUGGCGUAUUUCGCAGGCCCUCCUCUAAAUGCAAGCAUGAGAGCUCUCCCAGAAAUGGUCACACCUGAACACCCUCUCAUUUACAAAGCAUUCACUUGGGCCGAGUACAAGAAAACGACUUACUCUCUGCGCCUCAGUGACUCUCGCCUUAAUCUCUUCAGAAUCUCUUGAAGUCAUGAAGAAAGAAUCUAUUCUAUGAACUAAGCAUGCAGUAGUAAAUCAAGCUAGUCUAGUAGUUCUAAAGGUCAAGUUCUUUUUCCUUUUUCUCUUUCUGCUUUGCAGGUCUUAGCGACUUAGCUUUUCCCCAAGUUUUGUUGCGCAUAUGAAGUCAUAGACUUUGCUAGUUUGUACUUUGUACUAAGGGAUGGGAAAAUGCUAGAUGUACUUAUUAGUAUCAUCAAUACAAAAUAGAAAAGAAAAGAAAAUAGAAAAGAAAAUAAAAAAAUUA
Rosa rugosa (rugosa rose) is the source of this 1410-nucleotide messenger RNA. RefSeq names its product gibberellin 2-beta-dioxygenase 2-like. Lineage: Eukaryota; Viridiplantae; Streptophyta; Magnoliopsida; Rosales; Rosaceae. Bases 174 to 1133 code for a protein of 319 amino acids. The record is from RefSeq and is a predicted model, not a curated record. The transcript is spliced from 3 exons. Gene Ontology annotation, biological process: response to light stimulus; gibberellin catabolic process.